This is a messenger RNA of Diachasma alloeum, 1200 nucleotides long. It is a transcript of the gene Sdc, whose product is annotated as syndecan. Gene Ontology annotation, biological process: cell migration. Bases 247 to 957 code for a protein of 236 amino acids. Lineage: Eukaryota; Metazoa; Arthropoda; Insecta; Hymenoptera; Braconidae. The transcript is spliced from 5 exons. The record is from RefSeq and is a predicted model, not a curated record. Gene Ontology annotation, cellular component: cell surface; membrane.
UCAGUGUGGUGUGUGUCUCCGCGUUGUUGCUCCGUGAAGGGGUUUUUUUUCAGUGUUAAAAAUUUUGUUAAUACCCAACGUAGCCACGCUCGGUGUUCCAGCCGAACCCCCCCGACAAUUGCACCCCGUUGUUUCACAUUGAGUCCCAAAGUUAAACAAUCAGUGACAGUAAAGGGCUCCAGUGUGAGCCCUCCCCAACCGGUGGUGACAAAAGGGAUUUUUUUUUAAACACCAGAGUAAUCAAGGAUGCAGCCAAGGAUAUACUGGAUUCUUGCUUGCGCGGCCGUCGUCUUCGUCGGAUGCAAUGCCGCCGCUGCGACCGAGGAGGAGCAAAGUGGGAAGGAUAGAUCAGCGGGUAACACAAACUACAAUUCAUAUCCCGACGACCUCUACCUUGACGAUCAGGCCUUGGAAGGCUCUGGACGAGGUGGUGGUGAAGUGAGAGACGACCUCGAGGCAUCAGGCAGUGGCCUAGGCCCCGACGACGAGGACGGCGACGGCGAUCGAGAUUUCAAUAACAUUAACAGUAGGAUAUUGCCCGAGCAGAAACCAGCCGAGCCAAAUACACCCUACGUCGAGGAUCCCCACAAUACCAAGCACGUAACAGAGGAUCUUGCCCCGAAGAGACCGGAUAACGAAGUAGACCUCGCCCCUGGUCGCGAGGACGAGCCAGAGGGAGAGGAGGACCCUGACGACUCGCACGAGGUGUUAAUCAUGAAUCCCAAGCACGAGGAUCGCGCGAGCUCGUUCUUCGCGCAGCCGGGCGUUCUAGCCGCUGUCAUUGGAGGAGCGGUUGUCGGCCUGCUGUGUGCAAUUCUCGUAGUAAUGUUCAUCGUCUACAGAAUGCGUAAGAAGGACGAGGGCUCGUAUGCCCUCGACGAGCCAAGAAGAUCCCCAGCAGCGGCGUCGUACCCAAAACCCGGUGCGCCACAUCACAACCGUGAAUUUUACGCUUGAAGGGAUUAAUUUUAAUACUAAAAUUAUAUUUCGGUUCGUGCCAAGCUCGAGGCGAUUAAACCGAUUAUUGACCGAGUCAGGACAUGAUUAAAUUCAAAAAAGAAGUAAAUCAUUCGAUAAGAGAGAAAACUAAAAGCAGGAUUUAAAAUUGCAGAUGGAAUUUGAAUUUUGCAUGGCGUUAGAUCGUCGACGGGGGGUGCCUACAGAGCUCCAAAUACUCAUCUUUACUCGGACGAGGUUUUC